GCUCUUCCUUUCUUUUCUUCUCUUCUUUUAGCUCUGCUUUAUUAUCCUCUGUAUCCGUGUCUUCUUCUUCUUCUUCUGCAGACACAGAUAUAGAGAGAGAGAGAGAGAAAGAAAGCAGUGAUAACAUUAACAAUGGCGGUGUCUAUGAAAUGGGUUGGUCUUUGUUUGAUGGUUGUGUUGGUAUUGUUCGUUGGGACAAUAGCGAAGGUACGGAACGACCAGAUCUCGGAAACUAGCAAUGUGGAAGUGGUAAGAGAACAAGUGCAAAGCUCAAGCAAUUCAACAAUGGCGUCGAGUUUGGAAAAAGUUGAGGGCAAGAAGGAGCAUGCAGUGGAUGACCCAGAAGAGAUUGCUUCAAUGGUUGACAUGAGCAUCCGCAACAGUACUGAAAGAAGGAAGCUAGGCUUCUUCUCAUGUGGAACUGGUAAUCCCAUUGAUGACUGCUGGCGUUGUGACCCAAACUGGCACAAAAACCGCAAGCGCCUUGCAGACUGCGGCAUUGGAUUUGGCAGAAACGCCAUUGGUGGCCGCGAUGGACGCUUCUAUGUCGUGACUGACCCCGGUGAUGAUGACCCUGUGAACCCCAGGCCUGGCACAUUGCGCCAUGCUGUUAUCCAGGAAGAGCCUCUGUGGAUUGUGUUCAAGAGGGACAUGGUGAUUAAAUUGAAGCAGGAGCUUAUCAUGAACAGCUUUAAGACCAUUGAUGGUCGUGGGGUCAAUGUCCACAUUGCUAAUGGUGCUUGCAUCACUAUCCAGUAUGUCACUAAUAUUAUCGUUCAUGGUUUACACAUCCAUGACUGUAAGCCUACUGGCAAUGCCUUGGUGAGGAGCUCUCCAAGUCAUUAUGGGUGGAGGACUAUGGCUGAUGGCGAUGCUGUUUCCAUUUUUGGUUCAAGUCACAUAUGGGUUGAUCACAAUUCUCUCUCUAAUUGUGCUGAUGGCCUUGUUGACGCUGUCAUGGGCUCAACUUCAAUUACCAUUUCCAACAACCAUUUCACCCACCACAAUGAGGUGAUGCUGUUGGGCCAUAGUGAUUCUUACGUACGAGACAAGCAAAUGCAAGUGACCAUCGCAUACAACCAUUUUGGAGAGGGGCUUAUGCAGAGAAUGCCUAGGUGUAGACAUGGGUACUUCCAUGUUGUGAACAAUGACUACACUCACUGGGAGAUGUAUGCCAUUGGUGGAAGUGCAAGUCCUACCAUCAAUAGCCAGGGCAACAGAUAUGCAGCACCAACAAACCCUUUUGCAAAAGAGGUGACUAAGAGGGUCGAAACCGCUGCAAGCCAGUGGAAGGGCUGGAAUUGGAGGUCAGAGGGAGAUAUGAUGUUGAAUGGUGCCUAUUUCACUCCAUCAGGAGCUGGAGCUUCAGCCAGUUAUGCUAGGGCCUCAAGCUUGGGAGCCAAGUCUUCUUCUAUGGUUGGCUCCAUUACUUCCGGUUCUGGUGCACUUCCCUGCCGUAGAGGCCACCAGUGCUAGUAGUAGUGUAUCUCAGUCAAUUAAAUUGGCCAAAGAAAACCCAUUUUUAUUUAAUUUGUUUGAUUUUCAAAAUUUUCUACAUUACAGCACUACCCAAUAUAUCCUCCAUCCAUUGUUUUCUUUCCGUCUCUCUGUUUCAUCAUAUUUUUGGCAAGUGUACAUUUUUUACACAUGUCAUUAUAUAUUGUUGAAACUAUAUCCCUCAUUCUGGUCUGUCUAUCUUUUAUCGCUCAACCUCGGCCUGCUUCAACUGAUAAACACAAAUGCCAAUUUAGGAGCAGGUGCGGAAGCGUUGUUCAUUUGUUUUCCUCAUUGGCCUCCUCUCCUCUGCUUCAUCACUCAGUCCUCAACUUUAACCACCGCUUGUCCACCUGUCUCUUUCCAGUGUCUCUGUCUUGGUCCCUCCAUACUAUUCUGUCUCUUGAGUUUAUAGGAUUUGAAUGAUUUGUGCUUUUCUUUGCCCCCACCUUUUUUUUUCCUUAAUUUACUAUUUUUUUUUUAUUUUUUUAUUUCCCUCUUUGUUUUGCCUAGUCAUACAAGCAAUAGUAUGAAUGUCAAACUUGGAGUUACGGGAAAACUUUGUUACAAAUGAUAGCAAAUAGCAGUGAUGUUUCUCUUUUUUACUUGUAGCUUUUUCUUUGGCAAUAUGAAAGCAAUCUUUUACUUUUGGUUGUGCAA
This is a messenger RNA of Quercus lobata, 2154 nucleotides long. RefSeq names its product probable pectate lyase 8. The coding region runs from base 133 to 1476 and encodes 447 amino acids. The transcript is spliced from 7 exons. The record is from RefSeq and is a predicted model, not a curated record. Lineage: Eukaryota; Viridiplantae; Streptophyta; Magnoliopsida; Fagales; Fagaceae. Gene Ontology annotation, molecular function: pectate lyase activity.